Molecule: messenger RNA, 2044 nt
Organism: Cebus imitator (Panamanian white-faced capuchin)
Lineage: Eukaryota; Metazoa; Chordata; Mammalia; Primates; Cebidae
Gene: FMO3
Product: flavin containing dimethylaniline monoxygenase 3
Exons: 9
Coding region: 69-1667 (532 amino acids)
Molecular function (GO): N,N-dimethylaniline monooxygenase activity; NADP binding; flavin adenine dinucleotide binding
Source: RefSeq, a predicted model, not a curated record
UCAAACUGCCCAGGCAGUUGGGCAGGACAUAGACAUACAGAAGAAAAGAAGAUAAAGAACGGGUGACCAUGGGGAAGAAAGUGGCCAUCAUUGGAGCUGGCGUGAGUGGCUUGGCCUCCAUCAGAUGCUGUCUGGAGGAAGGGCUGGAGCCCACCUGCUUUGAGAAGAGCAAUGACAUUGGGGGCCUGUGGAAAUUUUCAGACCAUGCAGAGGAGGGCAGGGCUAGCAUUUACAAAUCAGUCUUUACCAACUCUUCCAAAGAGAUGAUGUGUUUCCCAGACUUUCCAUAUCCUGAUGACUUCCCCAACUUCAUGCACAACAGCAAGAUCCAGGAAUAUAUCAUUGCAUUUGCCAAAGAAAAGAACCUCCUAAAGUACAUACAAUUUAAGACAUUUGUAUCCAACGUAAAUAAACGUCCUGAUUUUGCAAUGACUGGCCAAUGGGAUGUUACCACUGAAAGGGAUGGGCAAAAAGAAUCGACUGUCUUUGAUGCUGUGAUGGUUUGUUCCGGACAUCAUGUAUACCCCAACCUACCAAAAGAGUCCUUUCCAGGACUGGAACACUUUAAAGGCAAAUGCUUCCACAGCAGGGACUACAAAGAACCAGGUGUAUUCAAAGGAAAGCGUGUUUUGGUGGUUGGCCUGGGGAAUUCGGGCUGUGAUAUUGCCACAGAACUCAGCCACACAGCAGAACAGGUCAUCAUCAGCUCCAGAAGUGGCUCCUGGGUGAUGAGUCGGGUCUGGGACAAUGGUUAUCCUUGGGACAUGGUGCUUGUCACUCGAUUUGGAACCUUCCUCAAGAACAAUUUACCGACAGUCAUCUCUGACUGGUUGUACAUGAAGGAGAUGAAUGCAAGAUUCAAGCAUGAAAACUAUGGCUUGAUGCCUUUAAAUGGAGCCCUGAGGAAAGAGCCUGUAUUUAAUGAUGAUCUUCCAGCUCGCAUUCUCUGUGGCACUGUGUCCAUAAAGCCUAAUGUGAAGGAAUUCACAGAGACCUCAGCCAUUUUUGAGGAUGGAACCAUAUUUGAAGGCAUUGACCGUGUAAUCUUUGCAACAGGAUAUAGUUUUUCCUACCCCUUCCUUGAUGAGUCUAUCAUCAAAAGCAGAAACAAUGAGAUUGUUUUAUUUAAAGGCGUCUUUCCUCCUCUACUUGAAAAGUCAACCAUAGCAGUGAUUGGCUUUGUCCAGUCCCUUGGGGCUGCCAUUCCCACGGCUGACAUCCAGGCCCGCUGGGCAGCACAAGUAAUAAAGGGAACUUGUACUUUGCCUUCUAGGGAAGACAUGGUGAAUGACGUUAAAGAGAAAAUGGACAAAAAGCUCAAAUGGUUUGGCAAAAGCGAUACCAUAUGCACAGAUUACAUUGAAUAUAUGGAUGAACUCGCCUCCUUCAUUGGGGCAAAGCCCAAUAUCCCAUGGCUGUUUCUCACAGAUCCCAAGUUGGCCAUAGAAGUUUAUUUUGGCCCUUGUAGUCCCUACCAGUUUAGGCUGGUGGGCCCAGGGAAGUGGCCAGGAGCCAGAAAUGCCAUCCUAACCCAGUGGGGCCGGUCACUGAAACCCAUGCAGACACGAGUUGUCAGGAGUCUUCAGAAGCCUUGCUUCUUUUUCCAUUGGCUGAAGCUCUUUGUAAUUCCUAUUCUGUUAAUUGCUGUUUUCCUUGUGUUGACCUAAUCACCAUUUUUUCUAGGACUUCUGAAAGUUACUGACAAUACCCAGACAGGGGCUUUGCUAUUUAAAAAUUAAAAUUUUCACACCACCUACUUUCCUAUUCCGCAUCUUUUGCCAGUAUUCUGUAGACAUUGUCAGUAACACAGUGUUAUUUCUAGGCUUUGAAAUAGCCACUUUAAGAAUCAUGUAAUGAUCUAAAGAGAGCACUAAUCAUUUCUGCUUAGGUUCCACUAAUACUUCAAAAUUAGAACUAUGUUUUUUAUGUCUAAUUUAAAUCAUUUCCUGAAACAUUUUGACAUGAUUCCUUUUUCUCUUUAAAUGAUGUUUGAAAGAUGUAUUUUAAAUCUAAACAAAGAGCAAAUUAAGCAGAAUAAUUAUAA